AACGACACCGACAUUGCGUGCUUCAGCAACGCUCAUUCUCAUUGGAACAAGUGAGUCAUCACUGGUAACCACUCCUCCUAAUACAGGACAGGGUCAACAUGGCGUCAAUGAGGUGCUUUCUUCGCUCGGGGAAGAAUGCUGUGUCGGUGGUUUUGCGUAGAGAGAUCCACAGGACGUCGCCGGCCUCUUUGCAGGUAACAGUCCGAGAUGCUCUCAAUCAAGCUAUGGACGAGGAGCUGGAGAGAGAUGACAAGGUGUACCUACUGGGCGAAGAAGUAGCACAGUAUGAUGGUGCUUACAAGGUAAGUAGAGGUCUUUGGAAGAAGUAUGGAGAUAAACGCAUCAUUGACACACCUAUUACUGAGAUGGGAUUUACUGGUAUCGCUGUUGGUUCCGCAAUGGCUGGUCUCAGACCCAUCUGCGAGUUCAUGACCUUCAAUUUCUCAAUGCAAGCCAUCGACCAAGUAAUCAACUCUGCUGCCAAAACCAACUACAUGUCUGCCGGACUGCAGUCUGUCCCAAUUGUGUUCCGAGGCCCCAAUGGCUCCUCCGCUGGUGUCGCAGCCCAACACUCCCAGUGCUUCGCGGCCUGGUAUGCUCAUUGCCCUGGGCUGAAGGUCGUUAGCCCAUGGAACGCGGAAGACGCCAAGGGCCUCCUCAAAUCAGCUAUUCGAGACGACAACCCAGUGGUGUUCCUUGAGAAUGAGCUCAUGUAUGGUGUGGCUUUCGAAAUGUCAGAGGAACAACUGUCCAAGGAUUACCUCGUACCCAUCGGAAAGGCCAAAGUUGAAAGACAAGGUACUCACAUCAGUCUUGUAGCACAUUCCCGUAUGGUUAGCCAUUGUCUUGAUGCUGCAGCAGUCCUGGCAAAAGAGGGGAUUGAGUGUGAGGUCAUAAAUCUGCGUACCAUCAGACCUCUGGACAUUGAGACCAUUGAGGCCAGUGUGAUGAAAACAAAUCACCUCGUGACUGUUGAGGGUGGCUGGCCCCAGUUUGGUGUCGGGGCAGAGAUCUGUGCCAGUAUCAUGGAGGGUCCAGCUUUCAACUAUUUGGAUGCCCCAGCUGCGAGAGUCACAGGGGUUGAUAUCCCCAUGCCCUAUGCCAAGAUUCUGGAAGACAAUAGCGUACCUCAGAUUAAGGAUAUCAUCUUUACUGUCAAGAAGACAUUGAAUGUCUAAAUUGUCUCCCAUCACAAGUUGUAAUAUUUCGCUCUCUAUUAGUAGAGCUGUCCUGGACCCCUUUCCCCUUACAUACAUUUAAUUACAUCAGUAGCAGCCAUGAACAUCAAAGACAGACUCCCAGCACAGUCCCAUUCUGUUACAUCAUUGGUCUUUCUAUGUUUUUGUUCAUCCACAAGUCCUCAAAUGGUUUUGGGGCAGAGGGAAUAUUUAUUAUGGUUGUCAAAGAGGUAACGUAUGUAUUAUGAUGCUAUAAAUCCAUUGUAAACUACAAUAAACUAAAUGAAAUAACACUUAAAACAAAAGAUUACAGACUUGUUUAAUCUAUCAUAGCUCACAUUGAUUUGAUUUACUUUUUGUGAAAUGAAAAUAAAUAUACCUGUCUCCAAAAA
Clupea harengus (Atlantic herring) is the source of this 1570-nucleotide messenger RNA. It is a transcript of the gene pdhb, whose product is annotated as pyruvate dehydrogenase E1 subunit beta. Lineage: Eukaryota; Metazoa; Chordata; Actinopteri; Clupeiformes; Clupeidae. Gene Ontology annotation, molecular function: pyruvate dehydrogenase (acetyl-transferring) activity. The record is from RefSeq and is a predicted model, not a curated record. Gene Ontology annotation, cellular component: pyruvate dehydrogenase complex. Gene Ontology annotation, biological process: pyruvate decarboxylation to acetyl-CoA.